Molecule: messenger RNA, 2193 nt
Organism: Papaver somniferum (opium poppy)
Lineage: Eukaryota; Viridiplantae; Streptophyta; Magnoliopsida; Ranunculales; Papaveraceae
Exons: 6
Coding region: 1-2193 (730 amino acids)
Molecular function (GO): RNA-DNA hybrid ribonuclease activity; nucleic acid binding
Source: RefSeq, a predicted model, not a curated record
AUGUCGAAAGCUUUCGACAGGGUUGAAUGGUCAUUUCUGCUUUCCAUCUUUCGGCAAUUGGGUUUUCAUAAUGAUUGGAUUAGUUUAAUAGAGCAGUGUAUUUCUACUUCAAAUAUUUCCAUUCUUAUCAAUGGCAGUCCUUCUUCAACUUUUUCUACGACUCGGGGUAUUCGUCAAGGAGACCCGUUGUCUCCUUUUUUAUUUCUUUUUGUCAUGGAAGCUUUUUCUAGACUUUUGCAGCUUAAUGUGGACUCUGGUUAUCUUUCAGGGAUUAGAAUUAAUCAUCACUACCCUUUAAUUAAUCAUCUGUUCUUCGCGGAUGAUUGUUUGUUAUUUUUUGAAGCUAAUUCUACUCAAAUGCAGCAGCUUCAACACUUGCUUCAUAUAUUUGGACAAGCUUCAGGUCAGGUGAUAAAUAUGCAGAAAUCAACCUUAUUUUUUGGCAAGCACACUUCUAAUGCUCAUAAGUCUAAUAUCACUGGUAUUAUUGGUAUGAAAGUUAUGGGACUUGGCGAAAAAUACUUGGGUAUACCUCUUCUGCUGCAUAGAUCCAGACAUAAGAACUGUCAGGGUGUUAUUGAUAACAUGAAUAAUAGAAUGCAGGGCUGGCAGAGCAAAAUUGUGAAUCAAGCAGGAAAAACUACUCAGGUUAAUUCUGUUCUAAGCUCUAUGGCUUGGCAAUUGUUACAUAACCAAGAUGCUUUAUGGGCGAAGUUGUUGAAAGGUAAACAUUUUCCUCAUCAUGACCUGCGUUUCUUCCCUCCACCGGUUAACUUAAAUUCAAGUUGGAUUUGGCAAAGUAUCUCUAUUGGGCUCGAGAUUGUGUUGAAAAAUGUUAAAUGGCAAGUUGGUAAUGGAGCUCAUAUCAACAUCUGGACUUCUAACUGGAUUCCUUCUCUGAAUUCUGCUUUACAGGACUGGGGUGAUUUGAAUAUUUCUAACUACCAGUUGGUUUCUGAUCUUAUAGAUACUGAUACUGAACAGUGGAAUGUGUCGCUUCUUCACCUUCUCUUUACAGCUGAUCAGGUGAACUCCAUUUUAACCAUUCCCAUUCAGUUAGAUCAAGAGGAUAAAUUAAUCUGGCCCUUUACAACCACUGUUGAAAGUACCUUACAAGUUUCAGAUUUCCUGUGGAGAGCUAUUCACAAUGAUGUUCCAGUCAAAGCAAGAAUUUUCACCCAUGUGCAUAAUGCUGAUUUACACUGUCACUCUUCUCUCUUAUCUUGGAUUCAGACUUGGCAACUCAAAGACUCCAUCAUCAACAUCCAGAAGUCCCCUGAGAUUGUUCACUUAGCUAUGUGCAUCAUGCAUUUCAUAUGGAAGCUUCGAUGUAGUGUUGUUUUUAAAAAUACCACUCCCAACCAUAACACUGUAGUCCAUCAGGUCACUUCAUACAUUUUCCAGCAUCAUCUAGGAAAUAAUCCUGCUAACUCCAAUCAUCCUAAUGUUCAUAAUAAGCUUUUACAUCAUAAAUGGGAACCUCCUCCUUUGCAGUACCUAAAAAUUAAUAUCGAUGCUUCUUAUAAUUCUAGUUCUUUGUUAGCUGGUAUGGGAAUUAUAAUUCGGAACUCUACAGGGGCAUAUGUCAUGGGAAGGGGAGCCUUGAGAAGAGCUAGUAAUGCUCAACAGGCCGAAGCAUGGGCAAUGUUGGAGGCUAUGCAGCUGGCAGAUUCAAAUGGUUGGUCUCAUGUGAUUUUUGAAUCUGAUAAUCUGGGAAUUUUCUCUUUUCUUCAACAACAAUCUUCUCUUUGUCACUGGCAGAGUAUGCCUCUUCUACGAAAAUGUGUAAACAUAUGUAAUAUUAAUCCUGGUUGGUCUUGUAGUUUUGUGUAUAGAGGCAACAUGAAAAGUCAAACAGGAAGUAGUGUUGGUGAUCACUGUGUUCCUGUAAAGAAGACUAAAGUUACCGUUUCGAAAUCCCCGUGUAUGCCGCCUCCUAAAGCUGCCGUUUCGAAGGCUGCAAAGAAGAGUAAAGUUGUAAACUCAGAGAUUGAAAUGGGUUUAAGAGAAAUUGAAGCAACAUCUGAGGUUGGUAAUGGUUGUUUGAUUAAAGCUUGUACUGAGAAGGAGCUUCUGAACUGGGCUACAGUUGCAGAGGAGAGUAGUGGGUUACUAAUGAAGCUUAUGUGGAUUGCUUGUCGGCUCGCUAUUACAGAAGCAAUAGCUCAUGAACUGGUUAAGGAAAUGGAAUGA